Molecule: messenger RNA, 1686 nt
Organism: Corylus avellana
Lineage: Eukaryota; Viridiplantae; Streptophyta; Magnoliopsida; Fagales; Betulaceae
Product: DEAD-box ATP-dependent RNA helicase 15
Molecular function (GO): nucleic acid binding; ATP binding; RNA helicase activity
Source: RefSeq, a predicted model, not a curated record
UCCCAAUUGAACUCCUCUCUCUUCCUCUCUCUCUCUCUCCCCUAAACCCUAGAUCCAGGGUCUCUUCUCUUCCCUUCUCUCUCUCUCUCUCUCCAAAAUUUUUCAUUUAUUUUUGCUUUAAUUUCACAGAUACCUCAGUCACUCCCCAAAACCUGAAUCUCUCUCUCUCUCCCAGAGCACAAAGGAAGAUGGGUGAAGUGAAGGACAACGACUACGAGGAAGAGCUCGUCGACUUCGAAGACGAUGACCCCAAGGCCCCCGACUCCGCCUCAGCUAGACCUCUCGCUGAUACCGCCAAGAAGGGCUAUGUGGGGAUUCACAGUUCGGGAUUCAGAGACUUCCUGUUGAAACCAGAGCUUCUCCGAGCCAUUGUGGAUUCAGGAUUUGAACAUCCAUCAGAAGUGCAACACGAGUGUAUCCCCCAAGCUAUCUUAGGAAUGGAUGUCAUCUGUCAAGCGAAAUCUGGGAUGGGGAAAACUGCUGUCUUUGUUCUAUCGACUCUGCAGCAGAUUGAACCCGUGGCUGGUCAAGUUGCUGCUCUCAUUCUUUGCCACACAAGAGAACUUGCUUACCAGAUCUGUCAUGAAUUUGAGAGGUUCAGUACCUAUUUGCCUGACAUCAGGGUUGCUGUCUUCUAUGGUGGUGUCAGUAUCAAGACUCACAAGGAUAUGCUAAAAAAUGAAUGCCCUCAUGUUGUGGUUGGGACUCCUGGAAGAAUAUUGGCCCUGGCAAGGGAUAAAGAUCUUGGAUUAAAGAAUGUUCGGCAUUUUGUUCUUGAUGAGUGUGAUAAGAUGCUAGAAUCACUUGACAUGAGGAGAGAUGUGCAGGAGAUCUUCAAGAUGACUCCUCAUGACAAGCAAGUAAUGAUGUUUUCAGCAACUCUUAGUAAAGAGAUCCGUCCUGUUUGCAAAAAAUUCAUGCAAGAGCCGAUGGAAAUUUAUGUUGAUGAUGAGACCAAGUUGACUCUUCACGGUCUUGUACAGCACUAUAUUUUAUUGAAGGAGGGAGAGAAAAACCGCAAAUUGAAUGAUCUUCUUGAUGCAUUAGACUUCAACCAAGUUGUCAUUUUUGUCAAAAGUGUAAGUAGAGCCGCUGAGCUGAACAAGUUACUUGAGGAGUGUAACUUCCCCUCUAUCUGCAUCCAUUCAGGAAUGGCUCAGGAGGAAAGGUUGAAGCGUUACAAGAAUUUCAAGGAGGGGCAAUCAAGAAUUCUUGUGGCAACAGAUUUAGUAGGAAGGGGGAUCGAUAUAGAGCGUGUUAACAUUGUUAUUAACUAUGACAUGCCAGAUUCUGCUGAUACAUACCUGCACAGGGUGGGCAGGGCUGGUAGGUUCGGGACCAAGGGGCUUGCAAUUACAUUUGUUUCAUCUGCUGCUGACUCCGAUGUUCUUAAUCAGGUUCAAUCAAGGUUUGAGGUGGACAUUAAGGAGCUUCCUGAGCAAAUUGACACGUCAACCUACAUGCCAUCAUGAUGGAUUGGUUUUUUGAUGACGAACCAAUCAGAGACAUUAGCGGGCAGAGUUGUUGUAGUCGUACUAUUGUUUUUAAUGUACAAUAUUCAUGUUUGUCUGAUUAUUACUCUUUUCUCCCUUUGUUUUGGAACUUGUAAUUCUGGGCCUAGCUAAAUUGCUGAUGCGAUAUUAUUAUGUAUCAAUACUAAUUUAUUAGAUGCUAAAUUUUUGUUUC